Pipistrellus nathusii (Nathusius's pipistrelle) is the source of this 1737-nucleotide messenger RNA. The record is from the annotation of a GenBank genome assembly. Lineage: Eukaryota; Metazoa; Chordata; Mammalia; Chiroptera; Vespertilionidae.
AUGACCUCUUCUGGCCAGCCCAGCCCCCAGAGGCACCCUCCAGGGAUGGCUCCUCCUGAGGCCGAGGCGCCGGGCCUGAGCUCUCAGGCCGUCCUGGACCAACUGAAGAAGCAGUUCCCGAGGUCCCUUCCUCACUUGCAGGCGCGGCUGGACAGCCUUUACUACUUGAUCCAGAAAGUUCGGCAGGAUCUGCAGGAACACCACAGGCAGACAGAACACUUUCGGCGGCUCAUGGAGAGAUGCCGCCAGUCCCAGGUCCAGCCGCGGGAGGCUGACCAGGACGCCUGGGGGCCCGCCAGUCCCACGGACAAGCCCCCUGAGCCCUCCGGUCUGCAGGGGCCAGACUUCGCAGACGUCAUGGCAACCAGGUCAUCCGACUGGUUCCAGCAGCCCUCUGGAGCGGACGGCUCCUCAGCUCUCCAGCUAGACACAUUGUUGUCCUGCGACUCUGAGCCCCAGUUUUGGCAGGAUGUUCUGACCCAGCAGCUCUGGCAGAUUCUCGCCGGGACCCCAUCGAGGCACAGGCGGCCAGAACAGAUGCCGGGCCUGGAGAGCCAGAACGUGGGACCCUUCUACUUUGGAGCGGAGCCCUACAUGGAAGAUACCCUGGCCCCGCUCUCCACCCUCCUGUGCCCCCUCCCCCCCACCGCCCCUCCAGGUUUCCAGGAAGGGAGCACAGGGCCGGGCAUGGCACCAGGGGCGAUGCUGUCCCAUGUGGCCCAGGAGCCUGCCAGGAGAACCUGUCGCCUUCUGAAGCCCAUAUGCUGGGACUCUGAGGACUUCGAAGUCUCCUGGGAGAGGCCAGAUGCGUUGCCCUGGCAACCCAAGAAGCUGGCCGUCCCACACAGAAUAAGGCUGGUGCGGACGCUGCGGCCCGGGGAGUCGGUGCUGGCCACGGCCGUGAGCAGCUUCACGCGGCACGUGUUCACCUGCGGCAGGGACGGCGUCCAGGUGUGGAGCCUGGCCGGCCAGAAGGUGGAGGACAGGUUCCCCGUGAGCCACCUGCGCGUCGAGGACUCAUUCGCCUACCUGCGCACCUGCCUGCUGUUCUCCAAUAGCACCACGCUGCUGACGGGCGGCCACAACCUGGCCGGCGUGAGCGUCUGGGACCUCAUGGCGCCCUCCCUGCGCGUCAGAGACGAGCUGCCCGCGCCACACCUCACUUGCCAGGCCCUGGCUGCCAACCUGGAGGACAGCCUGGCCUUUGCCAGCUUCACGGAAGGCAACAUCAGGAUCUGGGACCUGCGGGACCACAGUGUGGUCAGGGACCUGCCGGGCCCUCCGCAUGGAGUCAAGAGCAUUGCAGUCAAAGACAGUAACAUCUGGGCGGGGGGCCUGGGGGCCUGCCUGCGGUGCUGGGACCUGAGGACCAAGGAGCCCCGGGAGUACCAGUAUGAGUCUCAGAUCAUAAGCCUGUCCCCCAGCCCCCGGGAGGACUGGGUUCUGGUGGGCACAGCCAAUGGCCAGCAGUGGCUGCAGUCCACCCUCGGGGACCAGAGGCACAUGGUGGGCUGUAAGGAAAGCACCAUCCUCGGUCUCAAGUUCUCCCCUCUCGGCCAGUGGUGGGUGAGCGUGGGGAUGGACACCCUGGUCAGCAUCUACAGCAUGCCCACAGGAACCCUGCAGUUCCAGGUUCCCGAGAAAAUGUCUGUCAUGUGCUGUGACGUUUCCCCCAACAACCGCCUCAUCGCCACGGGGACCAGGGAACAUGCCUCCGUGUACCAGAUCAUGUACUGA